This is a messenger RNA of Hordeum vulgare subsp. vulgare (domesticated barley), 719 nucleotides long. Its product is annotated as histone H2A-like. NCBI's taxonomy places the organism in Eukaryota, Viridiplantae, Streptophyta, Magnoliopsida, Poales, Poaceae. Gene Ontology annotation, molecular function: protein heterodimerization activity; DNA binding; structural constituent of chromatin. The record is from RefSeq and is a predicted model, not a curated record. Gene Ontology annotation, cellular component: nucleosome. The coding region runs from base 73 to 573 and encodes 166 amino acids. The transcript has a single exon.
CCACCGCAGCUCAGUCUGGCUCUCUCCAUCUCCAUCCCAAUCCCGACCUACCGCCCGCUCCCGCAGCAAGGCAUGGACGCCUCCGGCACCGUCGCGAAGGGCAAGAAGGGCGCCGCCGGGCGCAAGGCCGGCAGCCCCAGGAAGAAGUCGGUGUCCCGCUCGGUCAAGGCCGGCCUCCAGUUCCCCGUCGGCCGCAUCGGGCGGUACCUCAAGAAGGGCCGCUACGCGCAGCGCGUCGGCACGGGCGCCCCCGUCUACCUCGCGGCCGUCCUCGAGUACCUGGCCGCCGAGCUGCUUGAGCUCGCCGGGAACGCCGCCAAGGACAACAAGAAGAGCCGCAUCAUCCCCCGCCACCUGUUGCUCGCCGUCAGGAACGACGAGGAGCUCGGCAAGCUGCUGGCCGGCGUCACCAUCGCGCACGGCGGCGUGGUCCCCAACAUCAACACGGUGCUGCUCCCCAAGAGGACCGCGGAGAAGGAGGGCAAGGCGCCAAAGUCCCCCAAGAAGGCGCCCAAGUCCCCCAAGAAGGCCGCCAAGUCGCCCAAGAAGGCCGCCACCCCGAAGAAGGCCUGAUGGAGAUGCGUUCUGUGUCGUUUAGGCUGUGUGCUGCGUAGUGUUCUUCUUCUGAAUCUGAAUAGGGGUGUGAAGUCGUUCGUUAGUUGUUGAUGUACCUUGUGUUGUGAUGGAAGGAAUUCAGAAAUCUCGUUUGAGUUCCCAAA